Mizuhopecten yessoensis (Yesso scallop) is the source of this 1673-nucleotide messenger RNA. Its product is annotated as leucine-rich repeats and immunoglobulin-like domains protein 1. The transcript is spliced from 9 exons. Gene Ontology annotation, biological process: cell-cell adhesion. Gene Ontology annotation, cellular component: cell-cell junction. The record is from RefSeq and is a predicted model, not a curated record. Lineage: Eukaryota; Metazoa; Mollusca; Bivalvia; Pectinida; Pectinidae. Gene Ontology annotation, molecular function: cell adhesion molecule binding. The coding region runs from base 141 to 1673 and encodes 510 amino acids.
CAAGUGUGACAUCGUGUCUUAUCUAUGUGUGUACAUAUUGUACCAGACAUAAUACACCUGGAUUGGUACGGUGCAGCGAGACCAGAUACAUAGAUACUAGUAACCAAGUGAUAUGUAUGAACCGAGUUAUCUAAGGUAGAAUGGUAAUCGAGCUGGAUACUGCUAAGAUGUUUGUUACUUGGACGCCUUUCCGACAGUGGAUGACAUGGUCACUUUUCCUCGGAUCAAUGCAUAUGUCGGUCUGUGCUACAAGUCAUAGUGAUGUCCAUCCGAAGUUUUCUGGGUUUGACUGUAACGGCAAGGUCGGAAAAGGAACAGUACCCCAUCACGUAACUGGCGGGCAGUUUCCUGAGGGUGGCGUAUUAGUUUGCUGCUAUCCAACAAUUUGUGAUGGAGGAACCAUAGUAUUCUGUACAGAACACAACGGCACUGAUGUGUGUGUACCAUGUAAAGGCGAUGGAACAAGCGCAACUUGCAACUAUAGACAGGUGACCUCAAUGUUUUCCUUCGAAGAAGUCGAUCUUUGCAAGAAACCCUGCACACGUAAAAACGCUGUACCGGAUGUGUCCUUAUAUCCAACAUCUCAUACGAAAAAGGAAGGGGAUGAUCUAACUCUACUGCCGACAAUAUACAGUGACUCUGAGCUGCUAGGGUUUCUCUGGAAGUUCAUAAAUACAACUGCCUCCUAUGACAUCGCUAGUUCUUUAAGAGGAAUUUCGAAUCCAGGAAAAUACCUUGUUGGAACGAUGCCAAACCCCUAUUUGAACAUCAGUAAAAUUGAAUUGUCAGACCAAGGGACCUAUCAACUGUAUAUGUACAACCACAUUGGAUUGUCAAAUGUCGAGAAUGUCACAUUGUUUGUCACUACAAAACCUAUCGUUACCAUGGCAAAAGAGAGCGGCAACGUUGAUGGUGGACACCUAUACAAUCUGACAUGCAGAGUUGAGGGGAAUCCGACGCCCAUUACAUCAAGUUAUCUGUUUAAAGAUAUGCAAGGAAAAGUAACAAAGAUUAUUUCAAAUGUGUCAUCAGACGGUGUGAUCACACACACCAUAUAUAAUGCAAGUGCCAGUGAUAGCGGAUAUUACACAUGUAAAGCAGAAAAUAGCGAAGGCAUAGGAGAAAGCACCUUGCAUUUGACUGUUGACAUACCGCCAGAAAUGUACUCUCCGUUUGGCGGACGUUUAAGUAGAUAUGACGUCGGGGACAGCAUGUCUAUGUCUAUAUGGGUGACUUCAACACCAAUUGUGGAUAACCUCCUCUGUAGAAAUGAGGGUAACCAACCAACUAAGAUGGUGCGCAGUUCCGCUUACAACAUCACCAGCGUUGGGAGGACAUACAAUUUCUCAAUUCAUAAUAUUCGUCCGCAAGAUGGAGGAAUUUACAUAUGUACCGCUACUAAUAGGUUAGGGACUAGCAGCAUAUCCGUGGAGAUAGUCGUGAACUUCCAAAGUAAACUGCCAGUACCCCAAGAUACGGAAAUAAAAGAUUGUACAACCAUACGUCUUUCUACCGGUUUUUUUUAUGUUUCAUGGAAUGACUCUGAACUGAAAACAAUUUUAGCUGUUAUAUCCACUGGCUUUGCUAUUGUCUCUCUACUACUGGUUCAUCUUAACUGCUGUGGUAUGUUUCAGACUUUAAAAAAAAAUAAAAAAAUAAUUGGCAUUAUUUAA